CAUUUAUUAUUAAAAAAAACUAAGAGAGAGAGAGGAAAGUCACUAUGUCAGCAUCACGUGUAUGUCUCUCUCUCUCUCCUCCCAAACACAACUCUCUUCUUCUACUUCUUGUCUAAAUCUUUUUUUUCUUGUCUAAAUCUUGAACUCAAAACUAAAAAACAUCUCCAAGAUUUACUCUCAUGGCUUCCACCACCACCACCACUCUCUGCGACCUCCCUGACGUCAUCUUAUCCACCAUCUGCGCUCUCGUCACCGACUCACGAGCCCGCAACUCCCUCUCCCUCGUCUCCCACAAGUUCCUCGCCCUCGAGAGAUCCACCCGCUCCCACCUCACUCUCCGCGGCAACGCGCGUGACCUCCACCUCCUCCCCGGCUGUUUCCGAUCCAUCUCCCACCUCGAUCUCUCCUUCCUCUCCCCGUGGGGCCACUCCCUCCUCACCUCCCUCCCCGUCGAUCACCAGCCCCUCCUCGCUCUCCGCCUCCACCUCUGCUUCCCUUCCGUCGACGCCCUCACCGUCUACUCUCGCUCCCCGACCUCCCUCGAGCUUCUCCUCCCUCAGUGGCCGAGGAUUCGCCACGUCAAGCUUAUCCGUUGGCACCAGAGACCUUCUCAGAUCCCUCAGGGCGACGACUUCGUUCCCAUCUUCGAGCACUGUGGUCUCCUCGAGUCUUUGGAUCUCUCUGCUUUCUACCACUGGACGGAAGACUUGCCUCCCGUUCUCCAGCGUUACGCUGACGUGGCGGCGAGGCUCACUCGCUUGGAUAUAUUAACGGCGUCUUUUACUGAGGGAUACAAGUCGAGCGAGAUCGUUGAUAUUACCAAAGCUUGUCCUAAUCUUAGAGACUUCCGUGUUGCUUGCACGUUUGAUCCGAGAUACUUCGAGUUUGUCGGUGACGAGACUCUCUCCGCCGUGUCUGCCAACUGUCCUAAGCUUACUCUUCUCCACAUGGUGGACACAGCUUCGCUGGCAAGUCCUAGAGCGGUUCUAGGUAAUGACUCUGGAGAUUCAGCUAUCACGGCGGCGACGCUGAUGGAGGUUUUCUCAGCUCUACCGCAUCUAGAGGAGCUUGUGCUUGACGUUGGUAAGAACGUGAAGCUUAGCGGUGUAGCUUUAGAGGCUUUAAACACCAAAUGCAAGAAGCUAAGAUCUUUGAAGCUAGGACUGUUCGAAGGGGUUUGCUCCGCCACAGAUUGGGGGAAGCUUGACGGUGUGGCGUUAUGCGGAGGGUUAUUGUCGCUGUCUUUAAAAAACUCUGCCGAUUUGGGUGAUAUGGGUUUGGUUGCUAUAGGGAAAGGAUGUUGUAAGCUGAGUAAGUUUGAGAUUCAAGGGUGUGAGAAUGUGACAGUGAAGGGGCUUAGAACAAUGGUUACACUCCUUAGGAAGACGUUAACUGAUGUUAGAAUCUCUUGCUGUAAGAAGCUAGAUGCAACAGCUUCUUUAAAGGCGGUUGAGCCUAUCUUUGAUAGGAUCAAGAAGCUGCAUAUUGAUUGUGUUUGGUCUGGUUCAGAGGAGGAAGGUGGAGAAAGGGUGGAAACAAGUGAGACUAAUGAUGAUAAUGAUGAUGAUGGUGAUGAUUAUGAGAGGAGUCAGAAGAGGUGCAAGUACUCAACAGAUGAUGUGAAUGGGUUCUCCUCUGAAGACAGAGUGUGGGAGAAACUUGAGUAUCUGUCUUUAUGGAUCAGUGUUGGUGAGUUUCUAACACCAUUACCUAUGACAGGACUAGAUGACUGUCCCAACUUGGAAGAGAUUAGGAUCAAGAUAGAAGGAGACUGCAGAGGUAGACGCAGGCCUUCUGAGCCAGAGCUAGGCUUAAGCUGUCUAGCUCUCUAUCCAAAGCUCUCAAAGAUGCAGCUAGACUGCGGCGACACGAUCGGUUUCGCCUUGACCGCGCCACCUAUGCAGAUGGAUCUGAGCUUGUGGGAGAGGUUCUUCUUGACUGGAAUAGGAAACUUGAGCUUGAGCGAGCUAGAUUAUUGGCCACCGCAGGAUAGAGAUGUUAACCAGAGGAGUCUUUCUCUUCCUGGUGCAGGUUUGUUACAAGAAUGUUUAUCUCUGAGGAAGCUUUUCAUUCAUGGAACAGCUCAUGAGCAUUUCAUGAACUUUUUGUUGAGAAUCCCAAACUUGAGAGAUGUGCAGCUUAGAGAAGACUAUUAUCCAGCUCCUGAGAAUGAUAUGAGCACUGAGAUGAGAGUUGGUUCUUGUAGUAGAUUUGAGGAUCAGUUGAACAGCCGCAUCAUCAUUGACUGAUACUAAAGAGUGAGUUACUCCACACUGUUAUCACAUAAUGUAUUAACUUCAAGAACUAGUCAUUUGUUUUACGUUGAAUGUUAUGUAUGUUUUUGUAAGAGGAAAGAUCAAAGAUAUAAUGUAUACAUUUGCAAUGA
Molecule: messenger RNA, 2386 nt
Organism: Brassica oleracea var. oleracea
Lineage: Eukaryota; Viridiplantae; Streptophyta; Magnoliopsida; Brassicales; Brassicaceae
Product: F-box protein MAX2-like
Exons: 2
Coding region: 180-2249 (689 amino acids)
Biological process (GO): SCF-dependent proteasomal ubiquitin-dependent protein catabolic process
Cellular component (GO): SCF ubiquitin ligase complex
Source: RefSeq, a predicted model, not a curated record